This is a messenger RNA of Limanda limanda (common dab), 7144 nucleotides long. RefSeq names its product carbonic anhydrase XVI b (gene ca16b). Gene Ontology annotation, molecular function: protein tyrosine phosphatase activity; protein binding. Lineage: Eukaryota; Metazoa; Chordata; Actinopteri; Pleuronectiformes; Pleuronectidae. The transcript has 29 exons. The record is from RefSeq and is a predicted model, not a curated record. Bases 624 to 4853 code for a protein of 1409 amino acids. Gene Ontology annotation, biological process: protein dephosphorylation.
GUGGGACGUUCCCAGCUCCACUUUCCCUCCUCGCGUCGUGCGUCGCCCUCGGUCACGCUGACGCCGCGGAUAACCACUUGAACGAUGAGCGAUCGAUACCGUGCGACCACUUUUUUGUUUCUCUCCUUCCGCGGGACUUAGUGAAGAAGACAGCGACUGAUCGACCCUCCACCUCCUCCUCCUCCACCACCUCCUCCUCCUCCACCACCGCCGGCUGCCUCACUCCGGGAAUGUCGCUAUGUGGAAGCCCGCUGCUACAGGCGCGGAGGAGUCCGACUUCACACGGUGAAGAAGAAGAAGAAGAAGUGCUUGUAGCGUUUUGCUCCUCGAGGAGAACACCAGCCUCAGCUCGGACUGAAUGAGAAUCUGAAAUCUUUCUUUCCUCCAUUAUUACUAUUCACAGACAGCAGACAGCGUGUGUAGCCGAGCCGCUAACCCGGACUUUGAUGCCCUGUCUCCGCGGCUGCUGCUGCUGCUGAGCCAACUUCGGCUUCUUUCUUUCCCUCGGUACCGUUUUUUUUCUGGUUUAAUUAAAAAGAAGAAAAGGAGAACUGUGGAGAGAAGAGAAGAAACUUUGUGACCCGCUGCCUCCUCCUUGUUGCUCUCUCCAUGAGUGGGCUAACAUGCGGAGGACACGGGAACCGAGUUGCUGGUGGAUUCUACCCUUCAUGUGUUUAACCUUGCCCGGACACAGCGCCUGUCAGCCCGCUGCGUCGGAUGACCAUCCUAACUAUGCCGCAGACGGGCACCAUGGGAGCACGGGCGUAAUGAGGGAGCGGAGGGCAGCCGGUGACCCCUACUGGUCCUACUCAGGAAACCAUGGACCUCGACGCUGGGAAGCCUCAUAUCCAGAAUGUGCUGCGGAAAACCAAUCGCCUGUGGACAUUGCAGAUGAACAAGCUCUGGUUUCAGAAGAGUACCAGGAGCUGGUGUUCGACAAAUUCAGCACUGACUCCUCCAACCAGACCACCAUGAAAAACACUGGAAAGACAGUUGCCGUUCUCCUGAAGGAUGACUACUUCGUCAGAGGCGCUGGACUGCCAGGCCGCUUUAAGGCUGAGAAGAUGGAGUUUCACUGGGGCCAGAGUAAUGGAUCAUCAGGCUCUGAGCACAGCCUCGGUGGCAGGAGGUUCCCUGUAGAGAUGCAGAUCUACCUUUACAAUUCAGAUGACUUUGACAGUCUCAGCGCUGCCAUCAAGGAAAGACGCAUCAUCGCUGCCAUGGCCGUCUUCUUCGAGCUGGGACAAAAGGACAAUCCAGCUGUGGACCCUAUCAUCCAGGGGCUGAAAGGAGUCGUGCAUCAUGAAAAGGAGACCAACCUCAGAUCUUUCGUCCUGAGGGAUCUGCUGCCAUCAUCAGUGGACAGCUAUUACCGAUACACCGGCUCUCUGACCAUGCCUCCCUGCAGCAAGGUAGUGGAGUGGAUCAUCUUCUCCAGGCCUGUGUAUCUGUCCCACUCACAGCUGGAGGCCUUUUACUCCAUCUUUACAACAGAGCAACAGGACCAUGUUAAGUCUGUGGAGUACCUAAGGAACAACUUCCGGCCUCUGCAGGAUCUGGACAACAGGAAAGUCUUUAAGUCAGCUCUGAAAGCUGCAUGGCAGAGGGAUUUGACUGAAAUCCUGAGGAGCCCUCACAGCACUGAGUCCUCAAGAGCGUGCAGCAGUGCCCCAGUGAGCAUGAAGAUCAAGCCGCUGAACCAGACGGCCCUGAUGGUGAGCUGGGAACGCCCCCUGACGGUCUACCACCCACCCAUCACCAGCUACACCGUCUCCUACAGCUGGGUGAAGCGCGAUGUUGCGGAUGAAAAUACCUUCACCAAGACCGGGGACCAGAGCAUGAAAGCAGUCAUCACUAAUGUGUCCCCAGACAUCCUGUACCUGUUCCGAGUGCAGGCGGUGUGUGAGCAUGACCUGCGCAGUGAUUUCAGCCAAACACUGCUCUUCAGAGCGAAUACAACAAGAAUAUUUGAAGGGUCUCGUAUUGUGAAGACUGGGAUGCCCACCAUUUCUCCAGCGUCCUCUGCAGACAUGGCUCCAAUAAGUUCUGGUUCAUCCACUUGGACGUCGUCUGGCAUUCACUUCUCCAUCGUCUCCAUGGCAACGGGGAUGGGCCCCUCCUCCAGUGGCAGCCAGGCCACGGUGGCAUCGGUGGUGACAAGCUCUUUGCUGGCAGGCCUUGGCGUUGGUGGAGGGGUCAUCUCCUCUCUGCCCAGUUCGGUCUGGCCCACGCACGCACCACGAGCCUCUCAGAACACCAACCGUCCCUCCGCCCUGCCGGCGAAGUCCAGCACCGACCAGGCGGCUUCGCAGGGAUCCGAGAUGGACACCCCGUCUGAGGAGAAGCAGGCUGCCGGGGAGGGUGAGGGGGAGGAGGAGGAGGGCGAGGGGGAGAGAGAGGGAGAGCAGGAGGAGGGAGAAGAUGAGAAGAAGAAAAAGAACAAGACUGCACCUGAGAAUGAGGAAAAGCAAGCGAACAGCACCGUGGCCAAAGAGCCUUUAAUCCCCACCCCUGCAUCCACAGCCAAAGAGAAAGGAGACGGGACGGCGACAGUCAAAGACAACACGACGCCUGCCAGCACCGGUGAGGAGCAGCUGGUUAACGUGGAGGAGAAUCCGACAGACGUAAACGCAGCCUCCACUCAGGAGCCUCGUAAUGACAGUGCUGAGAUGCAGAUUCCUCAGAGCUCCACACUGUCUCCAAAGAUCAGUAGUGACGGGAAGAAUCUCUGGCCCUUCUCGGUCCACACUGACAGGACCACAUUGUCCAACGUUACCAGAAGCCCUACUCCAGGGAUGGGCAGGAUGGUGUGGAUCGUCCCCCUAGUGGUGGUGUCUGCUCUCACUCUGCUCUGCCUCAUAAUGCUGCUCAUUGUGAUGGUCUACUGGAGGAGAUUCUUCCAGACAGCUCACUUCUAUGUGGAGGAGAGCAGCUCGCCACGGGUGGUGGCCAACGAAAGUAUCCCAAUCAUCCCUAUACCAGAUGACAUGGAUGCCAUCCCUGUGAAGCACUUUGUGAAACACAUCAUGGAGCUCUAUAAAAACAACCUGCAAGGUUUUGCUGAGGAGUUUGAGGAGGUUCAGCGCUCGACAGCAGACCUGAAAAUCACAUCGGAACAUUCCAAUCAUCCUGACAACAAGCACAAAAACAGAUACAUCAACAUUGUGGCCUACGACCACAGCAGGGUGAAAUUACGAGCGCUGGCGGGGAAAGAUGCCAAACAUUCAGAUUACAUCAACGCCAACUAUGUGGAUGGCUACAACCGUCCCAGAGCUUAUAUAGCUGCUCAGGGUCCUCUCAAGUCCACGUUUGAGGAUUUCUGGAGGAUGAUGUGGGAGCAGAACACCGGAAUCAUCGUCAUGAUCACAAACCUGGUGGAGAAAGGAAGAAGGAAAUGUGACCAGUACUGGCCGACAGAGAACAGCGAGCAGUAUGGGAACAUUGUGGUGACGCUGAAAAGCACCAAAGUGCACGCCUGCUACACACUGAGGCGUUUCCAUAUAAGGAACACGAAAGUUAAAAAGACACAGAAGGGGAAUCCGAAGGGGAAGCUGAACGAACGCACGGUGGUCCAGUUCCACUACACCCAGUGGCCGGACAUGGGCGUCCCGGAGUACACCCUCCCUGUGCUCACCUUCAUCAACCGCUCGUCAGCGGCUCACACUGCAGACAUGGGCCCAGUCCUGGUGCACUGCAGUGCAGGGGUCGGGCGCACAGGAACAUACAUUGUCAUUGACAGCAUGCUGCAACAGAUCAAGGACAAAAGCACAGUCAGUGUCCUGGAUUUUCUCAAACACAUCCGCACACAACGCAACUACCUAGUGCAGACGGAGGAGCAGUAUGUUUUCAUCCACGAUGCUCUGAUGGAGGGCAUCAUGUGCAAAGAGACGGAGGUGCCUGCCUGGCAGCUCCACGGUUACGUCAACAGCAUCCUCACGCCCAACUCAACAGGCAACACACGGCUGGAGAAGCAGUUCAGGCUACUGACUCAGUGCAACACACGCUUUGUGGAGUGCUUCAGUGCGUACAAAGACUGCAACAAGGAGAAGAACCGCAAUUCCUCAGUGGUUCCCUCGGAGCGAGCAAGGGUCGGACUCACCACUCUGCCUGGAAUGAAAGGAACGGAUUACAUAAAUGCGUCAUACAUAAUGGGUUACUACAGGAGUAAUGAGUUCAUUGUUACCCAGCAUCCUUUGCCCCACACCACGACAGACUUCUGGAGGAUGAUUUGGGACCAUAAUGCUCAAAUUAUUGUCAUGUUGCCUGACAACCAAGGCCUGGCGGAGGAUGAAUUUGUUUACUGGCCAAGUCGAGAAGAGGCCAUGAACUGCAUCGCCUUCACCGUCACCCUCAUCAGUAAGGACAGGCUGUGCCUCUCCAACGAGGAGCAGAUCAUCAUUCACGACUUCAUCUUAGAGGCCACACAGGACGACUACGUUCUAGAGGUGAGACAUUUCCAGUGCCCUAAAUGGCCGAACCCUGACGCCCCUCUCAGCAGCACCUUCGAGCUGAUUGGUGUCAUCAAGGAAGAGGCCAUGACUCGAGACGGCCCCACCAUCGUGCAUGAUGAGUGUGGAGCCGUGUCGGCAGGGAUGCUGUGUGCCCUCACCACGCUGUCCCAGCAGCUGGAGAACGAGGGCGUGGUGGAUGUCUAUCAGGUGGCGAAGAUGAUCAAUCUCAUGAGGCCGGGAGUCUUCACUGAUAUAGAGGAGUACCAGUACCUUUACAAAGCCAUGCUCAGCCUGAUAGGGAACAGAGAGUGUGGCCUGAGCCCCCUGCACAUGGACACUAACGGAGCGGUGGUGAUGGCGGACGAGUCGGACCCCGCGGAGAGCAUGGAGUCGCUCGUCUGAGGACAUUGUCAUGGGCACUUAAUUUGUAAAAAAUCUGCGAACUUUUCUGAGGCCUUUUUUGCCAGACUAUUGAUUAAAUGAAUAACCUUAUUACUUUUUAUACUGAUAAAGGUUUUUUGAUAUUUAUGUUUUUGUCCUUUAUUUCUUGUCUUAAAAUGUUAUCCUGCUGAGCGUUUGCACCUGUUUUUAAGUUGACGUGAGGAAAAAAGCAGCUCUGUCCGGUUUGCACUAAACUAUCAGUGUUACUGCCUAAAUCCAGCGACUUCAAAUUCUGGCUACACAACUAACCUGGGCUCCGCGGACCGCCGAGAGACGAACCUGAAGCGUAGAGACCGGGAGGAGUUGAAGGAUCCACGUCCGAUAAUGUCUCAAAGCGGAACACGGCAUCACGACGUGGCCCAGCAUGCAUUGUCACUUUGUCACCUCGAUCAAACUGUUUUGAGGCUCCACUCCACACGCGUGAAGAGACUCUGACCCGCCUGAUAUUCACAAAUUGUCCAAAUAUCUCACUGCUGUUUUGUGUAAUGUACUUAUGGCUUAUUUUGUUCCAGUGUGUUACAACAUGUAAUGUGAACAUUUACUGCUUUUUAGAGGGAUUUAUAUUGUUAUGUUUGUUUUGUAAUAUAUAUAUACAUAUAUAUUAUAUCCUUAAUAGCCAGCCAAUGUUUUUCUUUCACUAUUUGUCCACUGGUCUUUUGUGUAGAUUCCUAUUUUGUUUUGGAGAUUCUGUAGCUGAUCAUGAAUGACCUACACAUCUCCACCUAUUUUUUAUUUUCCAGUAUUUUUCAAGCUUCUCUAACCUUGACUGUCAAAGCUCAACAGUUUUAACACGUGGAAUAAGUUUCUGUGUAACACAAUGCAACGCCUGCAGAAAGUAUACACCCCCCACAGGUUUUCAUGUUUUCUUUUGUGACAUUAAAUCACAGUGGAUGUGACUGGGACUUUUUUUAAGAUGAUUUAACCGCAAAGAAUGGGGGCACAGUGGUUCUGAAUUAGAAUCGGACGGUGGGGGUCUUUCUCUGUGGAGUUUGGAUGUUCUACCUGCUAAUCCGUGUGGGUUUUCUCCAGAUACUCUGUCAUCCUUCCACAGUCUUAAAACAUGCAGAUUAGGUUGGAAUUAGAUUCACGGCCAAUGUCAGCUGGGAUUGGCUCCUGUGACCCUUAAAGGUCAAGGUGCUUAGAAGAUAGAUGGACCUCAGUUGAAAACACACCCAGUUUUUCCAACUUGCUCCUCCGACAUUACAGAAAGGAUUUUUCCUUUAUGUUUCACUCUCUACCUUCAGAAGCCUUUUGAUUUUGAGGAUGUCCCUCUUCACAUUUCGAGCUGUAAUGAACUCUCUUCGAUGGAUUUAGGGAACUUCUGUGCCUUGAAAAUCAUUUUAAUUAUUGAUGCUCUUUAGUAGCUUGUCUAAUAAUUAUAAUAAUUAUUUUGCCAGGAAAUGGAAUGAAUAGCUUCUGGACUUCAAAUCGUUUCCUUGAUCAAAAAUUAGUUUUCACUCUUGUUUUUGACUGGCCCUAAAUAGAAAAAAAAGAAAUCCUCAUUACAUCCACUGUGACUCGCAAAUGAACAAAACAUUAGAAAUUCCAAAUGUUCGGGACGACACUUUUUUGGGAAGGUAGUGUAGCUUUUGUUUUGGUGGCUUGAUGCUUUAUUUGUAACCAAAGACGUGGUUCCAGUUUGCAACAUGCAAGUGGGUUUGUCCUGAGAUUUAUUAAAUCGGUAGAAUUUAAAAUCCAAAUGUUUAAAUUUCACAGGUUUACAGAGUUGUCAGAGUUGUGAAUUUAAACCUGUUUCUGGUUCGAGCCUUUGGGGACUCACUUCAUCAGAGAACAUGAUGCUUUCCUCACUUCAGACUAAUAGUCAAAAUCCACAUUGAAAAAUUUGUUUUAUUUUGGCCUAAUAUUUGGUCUCAGCAAUGUUUUGUUGUUUUUAAUUCCAAGCCCGGUUUUAACCCUGCUAUACGAUUUAAAUAUUACAUUUUUUCCUGUUUCUUGCUGAGAACGAAGACUCUCCAACAUUUGGAGAAAAGUCCAGAUUCCCGAUCGCUCAGCUCAGUAACACAACUUCUUUUCAGCAACUCUUCUUUUCUCUUGUAUGAACGCCAGCGUCCUCUGUUCGAUAUUUGUACACGUUGAAAACACGUUGAGUGCUUUGUUGCUUUAAGAACAAAUGACUGACUUAUAUCUAACUUUUUUGAUCAUAGACAGACAUGUAUUUUCAUACAAAGAUUUGAUUUGAGUGGUGGCCCCUGUGACAGAUUGUACUUUAAUUAAAUAUCCAUUACAACGUA